AUGAUCUUUCUUGGCGCUUUAUUAAAUGUAUUGUUUACAAUGCGUAUUCCAUACUUAAAUAUACCAUGUAUAGUAAAUGAAACAUGUUUUCAUGGACAAUGUAUUCAUGUUGAUGAUUAUCUUAUUAAUUGGUAUGAAUUUUGUUUAUGUGAUCAUUCUUAUUCUGGUUAUGAAUGUAAUGAACAAACAAAAUUAAGUCGAACUGAUUGUUUUUUAAAAGAUGAUUUUUAUCCACAAAUAAUCGAAUGUACACGUUCAACACCAUAUGUUGAAGUUAGUUCACCAAAUUCUGUUAAACUUACAGGUAUGCGAAUUUAUCGAAUACCAUCUGAACAUUUAUCACGACGACAAACGAUUAUUGAUGGACUUAUACCAUUACAUACAAUAUCAUCACUUGCAUAUUUAACUCAUUUUAGCAAUCCAAGAUUUCAGAGAAGAAAUGAACAAAUACAUACAUCAACAAAUGAAUUUAAUUGA
Adineta steineri is the source of this 477-nucleotide messenger RNA. The record is from the annotation of a GenBank genome assembly. NCBI's taxonomy places the organism in Eukaryota, Metazoa, Rotifera, Eurotatoria, Adinetida, Adinetidae.